Messenger RNA from Saccharomycodes ludwigii, 1704 nucleotides. RefSeq names its product Yct1p (gene YCT1). Gene Ontology annotation, biological process: transmembrane transport; L-cysteine transport. Gene Ontology annotation, cellular component: membrane. The coding region runs from base 1 to 1704 and encodes 567 amino acids. NCBI's taxonomy places the organism in Eukaryota, Fungi, Ascomycota, Saccharomycetes, Saccharomycodales, Saccharomycodaceae. The transcript has a single exon. The record is from RefSeq and is a predicted model, not a curated record. Gene Ontology annotation, molecular function: L-cysteine transmembrane transporter activity.
AUGUCAGAUAAUAAAUUAGAAAUUAUUGACAAAAACGAUUCCUCAUCAAGUGCUGAAGACAUUGACAUGGCAGAAAAAGAAAACAAUGUUGUACUGGCCCUCAGUGAUAUAGAGUCCAGCAGUCACGAGCUCAAACAAGAAAAACCCAAAAAUGGUUUUGCAGGGUUUCUCAACAAUUUUUUCAAUGAUGAAGGUGAAUACAAAGUCAAGAGUUCAAAUGAUGCAGAUGCUACCUUUAAAUUUAUGGAGGAAAAUGACGAGCUAACGCCGCCUAUUACUCCUGUACAAGAAAAAAAACUAAGGCGUAAAGUUAUGUGGAUUGUAGUUGGGUUAACAGCUACUUUGGAUUUACUGCUAUACGCAGACAAAGCAACUGCUUCUUAUGCUUCUAUUUUUGAAAUGUGGACCGAUAUCGGUUUAGAUCAGAACAUGUACAAUAAUUCUAACACACUAUUUUAUGUCGGGUACAUUAUAGGACAGACGAACUUAUUAUUUGUUCAGAAAUUUCCAAUUGGCCGUGUUAUGACUAUUUUAACCGCUUUAUGGACUGUUUUAAUUUUUUUGCAUUGUACGGUUUACAACCACCAAGGUUUGUAUGCGAUUAGGUUUUUCUUGGGAUUUGUUGAAUCUAUUGCUGUCCCUGUGAUGAACAUUACCAUGGGUCAAUUCUUGACUAAUGAUGAAAAAGCUGCUACUGCUCCGAUUUUCUACUCCACCUGUUUGGGUGUUACCAUCCCGGUUGGGUUUAUUGCCUAUGGGUUGUUGAAUGCUACACAUUCGCAUGUUCAUAUCUGGAAGUUGUUUAUGAUUACCAUUGGUGGGUGCACAUUCAUAAUGUGUUUGGUUGUUUUAUGGAUAUAUCCAAAUAAUCCUACCGAUGCCAGAUUUUUAAAGACAGAGGAAAAGGUGUGGGUUAUUAGAAGAGUUCAGUCUUCUACAAAUGCGUCUAUUGAACAAAAAUUUAUUAAGAAGUACCAGAUUCUAGAGGCUUUCAAAGAUCCGGUCUCUUGGUUGUUUUGUGGAUUUUUUUUACUACAACAAUUGGCCAAUAACUUACCUUACCAACAAAACUUGUUAUUUGAAGGUAUUGGUAGGAUUACCAAUUUAGAUUCUACUUUGGUUUCUGUUGCCAGUGGUGGUUUUGCAGCUGUUUGUGCGUUUAUAGCCAGUACCUUUUUAUUUUAUAAAAAGAACUACACUGCUUUUUCUGUAGUUUUCUGGACUGUUCCAUCUUUUGCUGCCUCCAUUGCUUUGGUCAGUAUUUCUUGGGAUAAGAAAAUUGCAUUAUUGGCAAUGUUAUGUUUGGCUAGUCCAUUAUUUGGUAUUCCAUGGAUUUUGAUGUUUAGUUGGAAUAUAACCUCAUGUUCCGGGUACACUAAAAGAAUUACGAGGAAUGCAAUGGUUAUGUUUUGGUAUGGGGUUGCAAACAUUAUUUCACCACAAUUAUGGCAAUCUAGAGACAGCCCACGUUAUAUUCCUGCUUGGAUUGUUCAAAUUGUCCUGUCCUUUUUUUUGGCUCCUUUACUAGCUUUAAUUAUCUGGUUUAUAUUGAAUAAAAGAAAUAAAGAAAGAUUAGCCAAUAUUGAUGAGCAUAAGGAGAAAAUUGGUUAUGUCGUUGAUGAAAGUGGUAAUAAAGUCAAGGUUGAGGUUGCUACUUUAGAUUUAACUGAUCUUGAAAACAAAACAUUUAUAUACCCAUUAUAA